AAUUGCGGCACGCGGCGCCCUCGGCUCCCGAGCCCCCUCCUAGCGCCCCAGGCCCGCCCUGAGCGCAGUGGGCGUCGGGGUCAGCGCGUGGGUCGGAGUUCCCGCCGCUAGGCCUCUGGAGUCCGCCGGGCGCAGGGCGCUGGGAGGCGGGCCGGGGAGGCGGGGCGGGCCGGGCCGGGGGGCGGAGCGGUGGCCGCAGUCCUGAGCCCACCCCCGCCCGCCUGCCCGCCCUCGGCCCGUCCUCCGCCGGCCGGCUGGCGCGGCCAUGGAGGUCUACAUCCCUUCCUUUCGCUACGAGGAGAGUGACCUGGAGCGGGGAUACACGGUGUUUAAGAUAGAAGUGCUAAUGAACGGAAGAAAACAUUUUGUUGAAAAAAGGUACAGCGAGUUUCAUGCCUUGCACAAAAAGCUUAAGAAAUCUAUAAAAACUCCAGAAAUUCCUUCUAAACAUGUUAGAAACUGGGUCCCAAAAGUCCUGGAACAACGACGACAAGGUUUGGAAACAUAUUUACAGGCUGUCAUUUUAGAAAAUGAAGAACUUCCCAAACUGUUUCUUGAUUUCCUAAACGUGCGACACUUGCCCUCUCUGCCAAAGACAGAAAGUUGUGGAUCUUUUGAUGAGACAGAAUCUGAAGAAUCAAGACUGUCCCACCAGCCGGUGCUCCUGUUCCUCAGGGAUCCAUACGUCUUGCCUGCAGCCAGCGAUUUUCCAAAUGUGGUUAUUGAAGGAGUCCUCCAUGGGAUAUUUUACUCUCAACUGCAGCCCAGGUAGAAAUCCUACAUGGCUGAAAGAAGCUGAAGCAAGUUUCGAGGUUGUAGUCAAGAAAAUCGAUACCUACCAAAUUAAUCUAAACUCUAUGACAUAACAGCUCUAGCUAGUGGUAAAAUGCCCAAUCCGAGCUUAAUUCAGGGCAGGGAUGUUUCCAUUAGAAUGGUGCUUUUAAAAAUAGAAAUGGAACCAGGGCAAUGGUCAGGUUAAGCCCAAGUGUUUAAGAAGUAGAAUGUAGCUGCCAACUUAGAAACCCAGGAAAAGGAGGCUCCAAAGUUCCCUGGGAGCACUGCGUGUAACAAAACGAAGUUACUCUCUGCUUCAGUAGCACCAUUUGCUAAUUGAAAAUCAUAUCCUGAAUCCUACUAAGACUGAUCAACUGUGGUAGCUUUUUUGUUCACGUUUUAUCACACACUAAUCUUUUCACAGGGAACUUUUCUCUGUUACUGAUAGAUACAUUCUGAAGUGCUGGCACCAGGAAAGUAUCACGGAAACACACUGUGCUAAAUGUGAGGAAGUGACUGAACUGGAAUUUAAUUGUACUGACAAUAUCAUGGCUUUUAAAAAAAAAAAAAAAUCAUGGCAUUUUUAUUUACAUUACAGUGGAGUUGCAU
Molecule: messenger RNA, 1383 nt
Organism: Choloepus didactylus (southern two-toed sloth)
Lineage: Eukaryota; Metazoa; Chordata; Mammalia; Pilosa; Megalonychidae
Gene: SNX24
Product: sorting nexin 24
Exons: 7
Coding region: 266-772 (168 amino acids)
Molecular function (GO): phosphatidylinositol phosphate binding
Source: RefSeq, a predicted model, not a curated record